Dromaius novaehollandiae (emu) is the source of this 9785-nucleotide messenger RNA. RefSeq names its product actin binding LIM protein 1 (gene ABLIM1). Gene Ontology annotation, cellular component: stress fiber; actin cytoskeleton. The transcript is spliced from 25 exons. NCBI's taxonomy places the organism in Eukaryota, Metazoa, Chordata, Aves, Casuariiformes, Dromaiidae. Gene Ontology annotation, biological process: cytoskeleton organization; lamellipodium assembly; cilium assembly. The record is from RefSeq and is a predicted model, not a curated record. The coding region runs from base 1 to 2640 and encodes 879 amino acids. Gene Ontology annotation, molecular function: actin filament binding.
AUGGAGGUGAACUUGGAGAACAUCCUGUCCCGCGACUGCAGCAGCCGCUGCCGGGAGCACCGCGAGAGCUCCUCGAUGCGCCGCCGCCGCUCCAGGGUGAGGGCUGCAUGCGGGGCCUGGCGGCGGGCGAGGGGGCGGGCAGCCGCCGGCGCUGCCUGCUGCUCCGCGGCGGACACCGUGGCACUGACACGGCCGGCUGCGGCGCCGGCUGCCGAGGCGCCGGGUGUCCGCCCCGGCGCGGCCUGCAGGGGCCGCCACCCCCCGCACGCAGCCAACCGCGCCGCGGGCAGGCCCGGCCCGGCCCGGCCCGACCUAGCGCCGCGCAGCGCGCACCGCCCCGGGAGACAAAGGGUGUCUCACUUUACCUCCAAACUGGAUAUUGCAGACAAAAAGAUCAUCAUUGCCAUCUUCCCAAGGCACAGGAAAACCAGAGUGGCCCAUCCUCAGGAGCCUCACCACCCCUCUGAAAAGCCAGUCAUCCACUGCCAUAAGUGUGGGGAGCCAUGUAAAGGUGAAGUACUCCGUGUUCAGGCCAGACAUUUUCACAUCAAAUGCUUCACCUGCAAAGUGUGUGGCUGUGACCUGGCACAAGGAGGCUUUUUCAUUAAGAACGGGGAAUAUCUUUGUACCCUGGAUUACCAGCGCAUGUAUGGUACCCGCUGCAACGGUUGUGGGGAGUUCGUUGAAGGAGAAGUAGUGACAGCUCUGGGAAAAACUUACCACCCAAACUGCUUUGCCUGUACUGUUUGCAAGCGCCCAUUUCCACCAGGUGAUCGGGUUACCUUUAAUGGAAGGGAUUGUCUCUGCCAGAUGUGUGCUCAGCCCAUGUCCUCCAGUCCGAAAGAAGUGUCUGCCUCAAGCAAUUGUGCUGGCUGUGGAAGAGAUAUAAAAAAUGGACAAGCAUUGCUAGCUCUGGAUAGGCAGUGGCACCUGGGAUGCUUUAAGUGCAAGGCCUGUGGGAAGGUCCUUACAGGGGAAUACAUCAGCAAAGAUGGUGCUCCGUAUUGUGAAAAGGACUAUCAGGUUCUUUUUGGAGUCAAAUGUGAAGCAUGUCACCAGUUCAUCACUGGAAAAGUCCUAGAGGCAGGUGACAAGCAUUAUCAUCCAAGUUGUGCACGAUGCAGCAGGUGCAACCAGAUGUUCACGGAAGGAGAAGAAAUGUAUCUGCAAGGUUCCACUGUCUGGCAUCCCGACUGUAAGCAAUCCACUAAGACUGAAGAUAAGCUACGGCCUACAAGAACAUCAUCAGAAAGUAUUUAUUCCAGACCAGGUUCCAGUAUCCCUGGCUCACCAGGCCAUACUAUCUAUGCAAAAGUAGACAAUGAGAUCCUUGAUUACAAGGAUUUAGCAGCCAUUCCCAAAGUCAAGGCCAUUUAUGACAUUGAACGUCCAGACCUAAUUACUUAUGAGCCAUUCUACACUUCCGCCUACGAGGACAGACAGGAGAGACAGAGUCUUGGAGAGUCUCCAAGGACAUUAUCUCCUACCCCUUCUGCAGAAGGUUAUCAGGAUGUUCGGGAUCGCAUGAUUCACAGAUCUACUAGUCAGGGCUCUAUUAAUUCUCCAGUGUACAGUCGCCACAGCUACACACCCACCAUGUCACGUUCCCCUCAGCAUUUCCACAGACCUGAGCUGCUCUCUACUGGUGUGCAGCGGUUGUCACACCUGCGCACUAGCAGUGUCAGCUCCACCCACCAUGACUCCCGCCCCAACUCCCCCUUCCGACACCACUUCAUCCCCCAUGUCAAAGGCAAUGAGCCGUCCAGCGGUCGGAACUCCCCUGUCCCUUAUCGGCCAGACAGCCGCCCUCUCACUCCAACUUACGCUCAGGCCCCUAAACAUUUCCAUGUUCCAGAUCAAGGCGUCAACAUUUACAGAAAACCACCAAUCUACAAACAGCAUGAUGCAGCUGCUUUGGCAGCACAGAGCAAGUCCUCCGAGGAUAUCAUCAAGUCCUCCAAGUUCCCAGCAGCCCAUGCACCAGCACCCAACGAGAUACCAAAGAUUGAGACGGACCACUGGCCAGGUCCUCCCUCCCUUGCGGCCAUAGGAGCUGACAUGAGACGCAGAUCAAGUGGAAGAGAGGAAGAAGAUGAAGAACUACAGAGACGCCGGCAGCUGCAGGAGGAACAGCUUUUGAAGCUCAACUCUGGUCUGGGACAAUUGAUACUGAAAGAAGAGAUGGAAAAGGAGAUUCGUGAUAGGUCAUCCCUUUCUGCCAGUCGUUACGAUUCUCCAGCACAUGCUUCAGCUUCCAAAACCUCUUCUCUCCCUGGCUAUGGAAGAAAUGGGCUUCAUAGGCCGGUGUCUACAGAUUUUGGUCAGUACAACAGUUACGGGGAUGUGAGUGGCGGAGUUAGAGAUUUCCAGUCCCUCCCGGAUGGUCAUGUCCCUGGAAUGAGAAUGGACAGAGGAGUAUCUAUGCCUAACAUGUUGGAGCCAAAGAUUUUUCCAUAUGAAAUGCUCAUGGUGACCAACAGAGGGCGAAAUAAAAUACUAAAAGAUGUAGACAGAACCAGGCUUGAGCGUCACUUGGCGCCUGAAGUUUUUCAAGAAAUAUUUGGCAUGACGAUACAGGAGUUUGACAAGUUACCUCUCUGGAGACGCAACGACAUGAAGAAAAAAGCAAAACUCUUUUAAACUCCCUUUUAACAAACCAACAAAAAAUGAUGCAUAGGAUAUUGUAUCAUGCAGUCCAAACUAUUUGGAAACAACUGCUUAUCCACCAAAAAGGGAAAAUCACAUAGUGGCACCUUUAUGCACAGCAACUGAACAAGAUGAACAUUUGCCCUCCUGGAGCAUAGGGAGAAAAUAUCUGUGCUCAGAAACAAUGAUGAUGGUUUUCACAGGUGUCAACCUUUUACAUGAUAUUAUACAAGAUAGGAAACUGUUCUCCCUCAAUGAUGUUCCUCUUUUCUCCAUAAUAUGAUGGACUUAAUUGCUAGAGCCAGGAAGUGCCCUUAGGAUGCCUUGUAGACUAAAGUAGUUGUAACCACACUAUUUUAUACACACACACACACACACAUAUAUGUGUGUGUGUGUGUGUGUGUGUGUGUAUAUAAAAACAUAUAUAUGUAUGUAUGUAUGUGUGCGUGUGUGUAUUUAUAUCUAUCCAUCUAUCUAUCUAUAUAUAUAUCUGUGUGUGUAAGUAUGUAUAUAUAUGGAAAGAAAGAUAGAUAGAUAUUCUGUAGUUAAGAAGAAGCCCUUUGUAAUAUAUCUGUAUGGUUACAUUAAUCCUUUUGCACAGCUGUUUCUUAAUUGGCACUCUUUUGAAAUGGCAUCAUCUUUGUGUGAUAAAAAUCUGCAAAGCUGGGCUCUCUGCUCACUUACACUGCAUACCAAUUGAAUUGUUGGAAAAUAGACUCCUUGCUUACACUUGUACAUAUUUGUUAGGCUAUAGGUAGUGAAUUACAGUGUCUGUUGUCAGUCUUCCUUCUUCCAUACUUUCUGCUUGAAUUAAUAAGGCUGGAGCUUAACCAGUCAUCUAAGUAGUUCAAGAUCAUUUAAGUAAUGGGAAUGACAGAGAAGAGUCAGUUUUCUUGUUAUGUAGUCCAGGAGAUGGGUGGAUGGGGGUGGGAGUGACAGAGUAAGAAACUGCAUUUCUAAGUGUGCCCUGGUUCACACCCAGAGAUUUUGGGACAGACUCCCUGCUAGUAAUUACUAGUAAAGCUCCUCAAACUGCAGUGGAGUUGCAGUGUUUUGUAUCAGCAGGGAAAUAGGUUGUCUGAAAACCAACACCGAAUUUCAUCCCUCUUGGGGAGGAACAUUUAUGAGUUAAAAGGUACCAUCAAGGUGCCAUGUUCUGCCAAUAGAGGCUCUUUGAUUAAAUCGCAGUUGCUGAUGUCAAUAUAGCACAGUGCAUGGGGCCAAGCACUCUCUUUUUAGUCAAUGUAGUUUCACUUGUGCUUGGAAAAGGGGCACGAACAUUCUUUCUUCUCUCUUGAUGUUUCAAAGCUCUAGCCUUGGUUAUCUUUAUUUCCCUUCGUGCCUGACAUAGUUUGUGAAGAGAGAGAAAUUAUGCAAGAUAGUUUCUGAGCUGCAUUGAACUCUUUAUUGCUUUUGGUCUUCUUCCACUAUGCUGCAGCUUUAAGAACUGCUUGUACAUACCUUAACUGCUUGUAGGGAGGUCCUAUAUAGAGGAGGAUGAGCACUGAAGUAAUUGAAUGAAUGCUUUGUGGCUGCAAGGUCAGCUUUUUUCUCUUCCUUGGUGCUUAACUGCCAAUGCAUAAUGCACUAAUUAGUACAUCUCCUGAUAUGGGAGAGGGUCAUUUAGGUUCUGUGUCUGUCGAAGAAUAUCAAAUUUUCAUUUUUAAUGCAGAACUGUUGGCACAGGAGACAUCAGAACCCUUGUAUUUUCUGUUGCAGGAGACAUUGAUGUUAAAAUCUGGAAGUCAGGAAGGGGAAAUGGUCCUGUGCAGUUGUGAGAUUCAGUAUCGCUGCGUUGACUUCUGUACAUCACCAAAUGGCAUUUCACUUCCAAUGGCAGCCUAACUAAAAUGAAUGUACAGGACAGCCCAAAUCCUGCCUUUUCUUUGCUGGUUUAGGAAGCCCUGUUGCAACAUAUCAGUGUGGCUCCUUUGAUAAAAUCUGGGUUAAAGAUUCAGUAUAUGAGAGAUUGAUGCAAGCGGUCAGCACCUGCCCAAUGUCCCUAGAGGUAAGGGAGUGGUGAGUACAAGGGAUGAGCUGGAGAAUAUGCUGCUGUGCAUAUCUGGCAUCAUAGUCUCCAUUUAACAAAAGUCCUCAGUGAACACUGACACACAGUUGUGAGUAAGCUCUCUGGACAUUACUGAGAUUCAGCAAGGAUCAGUUCAACAUGCUUUACUUCAUUUUUCAGAACAAGCAUCUGAAAUGGUUUUAGAGCAAUGCCAAAAAGUAAACAGGAACGUUAGGGGCACUGGCAGUUUGAGAUGCAUUUUUGAAUGACUGCUGAAACCAAGUACAUAUGAUGAAAGAGCAGCAAUGUUUUGCAGUCACAGACUUUGUGACUGUUGGAAUCUCAGAAAUUCAGUGUUUGUUACCUGCAAGUGGUGGAUUAAUUUUGAGAUGAAUGUUUGAGUUUUAAUAUAUUUCAAGUAUUAAAAUUCUCCAAAUUUUGUCAGCCCUCAUCCUACAGAUGAUACUGUGCUGCCACAGCAUCUUGGACCCUCCUGAUCAACAUAUUGGGUAUUCUGGGUCUUUAGCCCAGGUCACAGUAAACCUUCUUGAUCCCAAGACUGCUCUGUGAAGGAUGUGAGCUGCAGGUGUGCAUUCUUCUCUUCCCAUCUUUAGGUUACUGUUGAACUUCUCACAGGAGAUAAAAAUACUUAGUCAUUUCAGAAAUGGCUAAGCCAAGUUGUCUUCUGUUCUGGUGGUCUCCCCUUUUUCUCCCCCUGCCCCUCCAAAACCAAAAAGCCUGUGAAAAAUGAGUGGAUAAUUUGUAUCUGCCUCAUCAGCUGAGAAUUUAAAGCUGCAAUUGCAGCAUGGGAAGGAAUGAAGAAAAGCCAGCUUAGAAGCCCUAGAUAAAAUUGCUCCAAAUGGAUUUUUGGGCCAGUGCUGGUUCACCUCUGGCUGGUGAGGAGUGUAGUCAGAGGCAGCUCACAGCUCUCUGCACUAGACUUAAUACUGCUUUACUUCUGAUUGAGAACAUAAGGGUUUUCUGAGCUUUAACUUCAUGCCUGUAGUUGAUUCCUCUUAGCUAUCCCAACCAUCUGCAUGUAGACACACCCCAAGAGAUCUCAUGUCCGUGAAACCCAUCCUGCUGCUAGCCACAGGGUAUGUGUUUGUUUUCUGCAGUGGGCUCUUAGCAAUUGUUACUACAUUUUCUGUUCUUUCAUCAGCUUGUCCCACCUAAUAAACGCAGAAAUGUAGCCCUAGGGAGAAUUUUCUUCCUAAGUAGUGAAGCAUUUUCCUAGUAGCAAUCCAGUAGCAUUUUGCUUGUUGGGCAGCUCUGCCCUCUCAGGCAGUUCUUUGUAAUUCCCCUCUUCAAUAUUCCUGUGAGACAGGUGGCUGAUGAUUGAAUUGAAUAUUGCAAUAUGGCACAGAAUCAGAUUUUGUUUAGAGCUUUGUAAUAAGGCUCUGGUUCAGUAAAUACCUAAGCAUGUGUAAAGAUGUGCCUUAAGUAUAUGCUUAAUUUUCUCUGUGUCCUACAAAGCAUUUGAGCUUCUGAUAAAGCUCCAUUGAACUCAGUGAUGUUGACAGAAAGUCACUGUCAUAAGCGCUGAAAAUUGAUUGCUUUUGCUCUUUUUUCUUUUUUUCCCUUUCUGCUUUAAGAGCAAUAUAAGAGCAAAGGUACAGUGUCAAAGCAGGCAUUCAGGAUGGAACUGCAAGAUAAAUAUGCAUGUGUGCAAAAUGGGAUUAUGUGCACAUGCAGGUUUUCAAACACAAAUGCACACAUAGCACAUGCUCUCCAUUUGGAGUUGAGAUAUCAUGUGAGCAGUUAACCUGGAAUUUCCAAAUAGUGCAAAGUAUUCAAUACAUAGCAAUCAUUAGGUUAUGACAGCUGUCAUUUGUAUGUGUGCAUGUAUCUGCCAGGCAUGUGGAUACCUGGUUCUGUGCACUCUGUAUUGAGUGUAAAAAAGACAGGGUCAGUUUCCCACAUUGUCAGAGUGCCAAGUUGGCCAUAGGCAAUGUUAUUUACAAGACCUUUUCUGGCAUGUGUGAAUAGUUGCAGCACCCAUUCUUGGCACUGCUUAGAUGAAAGGGUAAUACCCUGUGCAAUAGUCUUCAUAUUAAUGAGGAAUCCAGUGAUUUGACUACUAGUUUUUGUCCCCUCUCCAGAUACUGGUGUGAAAAUUCCCAUGUAAACUAGUGGAAAACAGUUCUGCCUUAGAGUGGGAGCAGCUGGCCACACCCCAUAUCCUUGCCUUCAUUUAAUGUAGGCUCCACCCUAUUGAGAGGCAGAAGUUGAAGGUUUUAACAAUGUUGAAAUAAAUAUGUUUUUCAUUUUAUCUGAAGAUAAAAGAAUUAAGUCAGCUUGAAGAGUAGAUUUGGAAAUUACUUAACUGUCCAUUAUUUCCCAAUGAAACAAUUGUGGCUUCAAUCAAUUAAGCAAGCUGAAUGUAGCAUCUCAAGUCUGCCAGUGUCCUAUCCCAAACUUGCUAAACUUUCCCUACAACUGGAAAAGUAAGUUCUUUUGAAGCUUGCUCAGAUAAUUUCAUGAGUCUUUGUUUGUUUGUUAUCAUUUCAUGCUGGUGUCGUUAAGACAGUUUUUAGUGGCAUAAGUCUCAGAAACAUACUUGCUUUCAGUUUGGUUAGUAGCUUUUCAUUAAAUAUGACUUGUGGUGAGUUGUAGACUCCAGCUAGCUGCAGUGUGCUGUGAAAGGUUGGACUGGAAAAGCAGUAAGUUUGUUACUGGCCAUAUGUGGGGCAAGACAGCUCUAUGGCUCAAGCAAUGUUUUUACUUCUGUCGAGACAGGUUUCAUCUCUCCUUGUGAAGCUGCAUGGUCUCAAGUCUGUGUGGCUGCAUGCUGAGGUGCUCACUGUUCUUUCCCUAUUGCAAUUUGGAAAUCUUUUUUCAGCCAUACGGUUCAGAAGCCCCACUGUUCAGGGAAGGUCACUAGGAGUCUCUUGUAAAAUUCUGUUACACUGAAAUUAGAUAUAUUUUGAAGUGAAAUCCCUUUCGGUAAGCCACUGCUUCUCCUGAUGUAUUUAUGCCAUGGCAGGUAAUACUGAUGAAUGGAGAAAGGUUAAGUUCUGGUAGAGAGAUGGCAAGUCUGUCUCAUGGGAAAGAGGAAUGCUGGAGGAGGGCUUGAUUUCUCCAGAGUUUGCCAGGGUCAAGUUUAGUUGACUUAGGGAAAAUAAACAUGCCAGCCUGAACCUGUGCUACAUGUUUCAAACCCUGGGGAAGUCAAGUGUGGAGCACCUGUAAAUCAUGAAUGUCUGUGCUGAAAAUAGUGGUAUGAAGAUGUUAUAAGUGACAGAAAAAUUAAUCCCCCAAACAGUAAGAAUAUGAACAUCCUCUAAGGCCGGCAUGGAGUGAUUUAUCUUGGCUCCUUCUGACUUUAAUAGCAGCUAGGAUAUCUUGGCACCUUUGAGUCUUAGCCUUAUACAGUGCUGGUAAAGUCUUUCUCCCACCCCAGGAAUUCAUUACUUUCCUUCAGAGUUUAUUUGUGGAGGAGGUUGUCCACAUCCUGAGAGUUACUGGAGGUGCUAAAAAACAGUCAAUGAUGAUGAUAAUGCAAUAAAAAACCUUCAGGAAGCACGAAAAUCAGCUGACCUGUCCUGAGAUGACACUCAUCUUUCCAUGGCAGAGAGACACUUAGGGCUUGAUCCCACAGCCUCUUUCCUCAUUCGGUUAGCUCCAGGUCAUGGUUUAGUUCUUUGUGCCCUGUCAAACUUUUUGGUCCUGUCAGUGCCCCUGCCGCAGUGCACAUGUGCAGCAUAGCCUUCAGGGCAGACACACAGCAAGGAGUGGCCUUGACAAUGUAUGGUAUGUUUUUACCCCAUUGCUGUGUAAUGAAGAGCUAGACAAAGCUACUGAACACGGUGAUGGUAGAACAAUAUGCCUUUUUCUUUUAGUUUGGAAACACCCUUAUCACUGUGGGUUGCAGGACUGCUGUGGCUAUGGUGAAUUUUGCCUUCUGUUUUCUGCCACACACCUUGUUCGUGCUUAAUAAAAAUAAGGAACAAAAAGUCUAGCUCAGUGCAAAGAUACAGAGUUCUUAGACAACUCUGCUGGCAGGAGUUAUUUAAUGCCCACAUUUGGCAUGGAGGGAAUAAGUAUUAUUAAUUUUAAUGUAGGCAUCAGUGCAGGAAGUGGGAUUGUAAUUGGCCAUUAAUGUUGUUUGCCUGUAUGCAAAAUAAAUUAUUUGUUGCCCAAAGGGCUUCUAACAGGGAAAUAGAUUUCUGCUAAUUGCUUCCAAAAACAUGCUUGUCCAUGUGAAGAGGUAGUACUCCCACAUGCGUUGUGGUCUUUCAAGGUAGAAGGAGACAACUCUGAAGGCAAACAACAAUCUGUUUUGUCAGAAUCACUAUAGUUAAUCAAAGUGGUGCUCCUAGGGCUUCAGAAUCUAAGGCCCACAGAACCUUGCUCCUAGGUGUCAGCAAAUGAAAUAUUUAAAGACAUAAUGAUGCAGAAGCAGCUGUGUGGAUUCUAGUUGUGCCUUUACAGGCUGAGUUUCUAACUCAUUUAGGCACUUUGACAGAUCCUCACGGACACUUGCCUGGACUUUUGUCAGUGACCUCCUUUCAGAAAACGCAUCCCCUAGGCCAGGUGCAAAACUGUUGGAAUCAGAGGAGCCUGUCAUUGACAUCCACACGCUUUGGACUGGGCUCUUUCCUGGCUGGACCAGGGAAGUCUCUGACUGCUGUGUAUGCCACAGCAACAAGCUCUGCAUGUCACUAAUGGAUCUGUCCUGGCCGAGCGGUGUGACUUGGUAGGAGUUCCUGACAACUUUUCCCAUAACGGGGCCUUGCAGCUGGGGGCUUUUUUUUAAGCUUUGGAGACUGCAGCUAAUUUUUCAGAAGUAUGUUUUCUUUUAAAUCAGUAGAUUUUGGCAGUAGGAAUUUUUUAUUUUAUUUUUGCUUUCUCCUUUCUCCAUAUAUGUUAGAAAAUGGCAUUUUGGGGAAGUGUCCUUGUUUUUCCAUUUGUCUGUGAGACAGUCUCUUUCUGAGUCUUUCUGUAAAAGUAAAUUAAUGUCUUGUCUAUACAGUAAGUCUUCUUGAAAAGUUGACCUGGGUUGCAGUUCUGUACAAUUAGCGUUUUCACUGUCAUACUGCAAACAGCACAUAUUGCACUCCUGUGCCACUGUAAUCUGCAUCACUGUUGUACUCAAGUCAAUGAAUAAAGUUUGGAGCUUUAUUCUUAA